This is a messenger RNA of Arachis stenosperma, 654 nucleotides long. RefSeq lists its product as uncharacterized. The record is from RefSeq and is a predicted model, not a curated record. The transcript has a single exon. Bases 16 to 414 code for a protein of 132 amino acids. Lineage: Eukaryota; Viridiplantae; Streptophyta; Magnoliopsida; Fabales; Fabaceae.
GUUGGCAACAAGGGUAUGUAUGUGUGUGUGUGUGACACUUUUCUUUUGCAGAAAAAGAGAGAGAAGGCCAAGAUUGGUAGGUACCCUACAAAGCACGAGCGAGCCCUCCAUCCCUCCCUUCAUAUUCAGCAACAAUCCAAACAAAUUAGAAUCGAAUCGAAUCGAAUCAAAUCAGCGUUGAUUAUCAGAUCAAGAAGCAUCAGGAGAAAAAUGUGGUUUGUGUAUGUGUGCGAUGAAGGGGAGAAAGAAUUGGGAAGGCAACAAGCGCCAGGGUCAUGCCCUUACUGCGGUGGCAAGGUUGAAGCCAUGGAUGUUGAGAUCCAAUGGAGGUGUUGCUUCUUGCCCAUGUGCUUCAAGAUCAAGAGGAAAUUCUUUUGUACCCUUUGUUCCAAACGCUUAGAAUUAUAUUAUUAAUUAAUUAAUUAGUUCAUAAUAAUUAUGACUUCCUUUGUGUAUCUGUGUGCUUAAUUUUGUGGCUCUCUAGAUUCUAGAACUAGGCCUCUUUAUUCAUCCUCAUGUAAAUGGAAGUUGAACUAGUGUUUGCUUUUUCUUGCUUUUCUGGGUUCUCUUCUUUCUUAUUGUUCCCCUGUAAAUCGUGAUCCAGAGUUUUGCUGCCAUUGACAAUUGACACGUAUAUAUUAUGGCUUUUUCUCA